This is a messenger RNA of Dinoponera quadriceps, 2884 nucleotides long. RefSeq names its product omega-amidase NIT2. NCBI's taxonomy places the organism in Eukaryota, Metazoa, Arthropoda, Insecta, Hymenoptera, Formicidae. The transcript has 9 exons. Gene Ontology annotation, molecular function: omega-amidase activity; nucleic acid binding. Gene Ontology annotation, biological process: L-glutamine metabolic process; oxaloacetate metabolic process. Gene Ontology annotation, cellular component: mitochondrion. The coding region runs from base 156 to 1904 and encodes 582 amino acids. The record is from RefSeq and is a predicted model, not a curated record.
UUCCGAACGCAGCCCAAGCAAGAUAAAUUUAAGCAAUUAACGAGUGUGUUAACGGUUAGAAUAAUUUGAAUGAAAAACACAAAAGAAUCAUAAAUUUUGUUCAACAGUGAUGUAAAAAUUACAAAUUAAAGGAAAUAUAGAAUUAUACUGUGAAAAUGGCUGAAGAGAAUAAAAAGAUUUCUUUUGGCUUUGCGAAGUCUAUAAAGAAGUCGACGUUAGUGAAGCAGAUGCCACAGGAGGAGAAAAAGGUGGAUUAUAUCGAUUGCGUUGAUGAAAAAGCUAUUAAAGUAAUCGGAGAAGAAGAAAAAAAAGAGGAACCACUUGUUAUCCCACUCUUGGGACCUAAGACUUGGCAUGAUAGAAUUGUUAAUAAAAUAGAUGCUGAUAUAUUUGAAUCCAAAGUAGCAAAUAAGAAUGAUGUACAAGCUGUUAAGAUCAAAGAAGAACCAAAAGAAGUAUCUAAUGGAGACUUAACAUUAGUUAAUAACAGUGUUUCAAAUGUACAAAUAAAAACAGAGCCACCUGGUGAAAGUAAAACCCUUACUUUAGAAGAACAGGCGGCUAAAGAAAUUAUAGAAGAUCUCGAAUCAUCAGAAAAAAAGGACGAUAAAUUGAGCAAUUUAACUUUACCUUUGGCAGAAGGACAGAAUUUAAGUAAUGUUGACGAAAGUACAUUAGAGAAUUACGAAGAAAUUCCAGUAAGUGCUUUUGGUCUAGCUUUAUUACGUGGAAUGGGAUGGGAACCUGGUAAAGGGAUCGGUAAAAAUGAAAAAGUCGUACAAAGUGUUAUACCUAAAUUACGUCCAAAAGGAAUGGGACUUGGUGCAGAUAAAGUAGCAUUGCAGAAACAAAAUGGAAAACCCCAAAAGGAAGAGGAGGAACUGCGAAUAGAGAAGGGAAGUUUCAUAAAAAUCAUUGUCGGCAAGCAAUCUAAUACAUAUGGCCAAAUAGAAGGCUUUGAAGAUGAAGGAAGAUUAAUAAUAAAAAUGGCUUUAGGAGGAAAUACGUUCUCUGUGAACGAGGGCACUGUUCGAGUAGUGACAAGAGCAGAAUAUUUAAAAAAUUCCAAAGUUCUAACGCUGCGUUUGGCUUUGGUACAACUGGCGGUCGGUGACGACAAGGCAGCAAACGUCGCGCGAGCUGUUUCAUUCAUUGAACGCGCUAAGCAGGAACACGCUGACAUCGUUACGCUGCCCGAAUGCUUCAACUCGCCGUAUGGAACAUCCCACUUCGCGAAAUACGCUGAGAAUAUUCCCAACGGCGAGACGAGCGCGGCUUUGUCCGAAGUGGCGAGGAGGAACAGCAUUUACGUGAUCGCCGGAACAAUACCGGAGCGGGAGGAUGACAAGUUGUACAACACUUGCACCGUAUGGGCACCCGAUGGAAAACUCAUGGUUAAGUAUAGAAAGAUGCAUUUGUUCGACAUCGACAUUAAAGGAAAAAUCACUUUCCGAGAGAGCGACUCGCUAUCGCCCGGGAAUUCCUUGACAACCUUUGAGGUAAAAGGUUGCAAAAUUGGCAUCGGUAUUUGCUACGACAUCAGGUUCGAGGAAAUGGCGCGACUUUAUAGAAACAGAGGCUGCCAGAUGUUGAUCUACCCCGGGGCAUUUAAUAUGACCACUGGCCCGCUGCAUUGGUCGUUACUGCAGCGUUCCAGAGCAAACGACAAUCAAUUAUACGUAGCCUGCGUUUCGCCGGCACGUGGCUUACCGCCCGGGUACGUCGCUUGGGGGCAUACUCAGUUAACCAACCCUUGGGGAGAAAUACUCAACGAACUGGGCGACUCCGAGGACAUGGUGGUAGCUGACAUAGAUCUGAAAGUCGUGGAUGAGGUCAGGUCACAAAUUCCGACGUUCGGUCAACGUCGUACGGAUCUAUACGACACCGUUUGGAAGAAGGAUUAGGGAGAUGUAACGUGUGACAACGCUCGCGUCGUGUCAUUAAGCAAUUUUGCACGGCGUCGAGCUAUCGGGUGCUUUAAAUUUCACGCUCGGAUACUCCGUCAAUAAACUUCUCACGCCUACGUCACACAUUACACACAGAUAUACACAUAUAUACAUUCUGUGGGGGCACGGGCAAACAUGUUUAUAUGUAAGUAUAAUCACUGGUGGCAGAAUCAUGUGAAUAAACUUUAUUGCUCUGUAACAUUCUUCGUGGUAUACCAAUUCUUACUUUCGCCUUAUCAUUAUGUAUCCUUAUACUAUCGAUUAAUCUACGAAAGACGUCGGGUACGACGUGGCGAUCUUGUCAAUCGAGGAAUCAAGGGAAGAUUAAAACCUUAUCGUGUUUAUUAAUAUUCUGGAUGUCGUUUGAAAUAGAUUUUUUUAAUUGUAAUCUCGUAAUUUUUUAUGAAUUCCGAACGAUCGUUCUCAUCAUACAUAAAAGGCCCCUUGAUCAUUAAACGAUAUAAUUACGAUCGAGAGUAAUUACGUAUUGUAGCAAUAUUAAAGCUAUCGUCUAGGUAUUUAUUUUGAAGUAGGUUAUAUUAUAUAUAUAUAUAAUAUUUUCCUUUCUUUGUAAACGUUAGUUUAAAAUGUAAGCUUAGAGAAAUUGGUCGAUUAAUAAAUUCAAUGUUCUCUCCGCCGGGCUGGGUCGAAUAGAGAGGAAAGAGGAGAAGAAAAGUACAAUGGUGAGACGCGAAAGGAAAACGCGUGAUCACGCAUUUUCCACCAGCCGACAAGGAUAUCACUUCUUCUUGUCGAGAUGGGAUGAUUAAAUUCGCCAAAUAAAUUCGCUCCGAAUCGUGACUUGAGAUACCUGUCCCAAAUACAGUCUCUCCAAGCUUCAAACAUCUUUUCGUUCUUUUACAGGGGGAAAAUAUUCAGGAAACUUAUGUAUAUUCUCGAUGUAGAGAGAGAGAGAGAGAGAGAGAGAGAGAAGAAAG